Messenger RNA from Durusdinium trenchii, 1005 nucleotides. Lineage: Eukaryota; Dinophyceae; Suessiales; Symbiodiniaceae. The record is from the annotation of a GenBank genome assembly.
AAAGAAACUCUCCAACUUUAGCUUAGUAGUCGUAGUACCCACGGCCUGGAGUUAUGAUCCGGCGGCCGCUCUUGAGUCUGGUCCUCCUCCUGGCGCCGUUCGCGACCGACUGGCAGAGCUUCACAGGUGGGUGGAGGGAUGCGGGACGAGGUGCCCGGCACCUUUGCCAACGGCGGGCAGUGGCGGAGCCAGAUCCAUGUGAUGUGCUGGGCCUCCCGGCGGGCACGCGCGACGAGGAGCAGAUCCGGGGCGCCUUCCGGCGCUGGGCCAAGGUGUAUCACCCGGAUGUGCCCGACACGGGUGACAUCGGCAAGUUCCAGGAGCUGCAACGAGCUGCUCAAAAGCUGAUCACAGGACAAGCCCCAGCGCCUGCCUGGGACGCGGGUUCUUUGGAGAGCAUCUUCACCCAAACCUCCACGCAUGUGUAUUCCUCCCCGGCGCAGAGGCCGCCCUCCGUGACGCAUCAGCCGCUGGAGCAGUCGGACUUCGCCGGCACGCGGAACGGGCGCGUGGAUGUGGGCUACUGUUCGAGUGUUCGGGCCCCAAACUUGCGCAAGACAGCGCGGCUGACCAGGAUCACCCACCCAGCGACUCCAGAGACAUUGGCCCGAGUGCAGCAGGUCUUCGCCUCCUUUGGCGCUGAGACGCUGAGCCCGCAGACGCUGCUGCCGCUGGCGGGCUUUGUGUUGGAGGGUCACACCCAUAGCAUCGGUGAACAGCGUGUCGCCGACUUGGCCAUGGCCCUGGAGAAGGAGUUUGGCCUGGAGCUGGUGACCAUUCUGGCAGGCACCUGGAUCAACUUCCCGAUGCCCAUGGAGCUCCAAAGCGUGAAGGACCUGGCGGAUCACAUCGAAAGCAAGCUCAAUGCCUGAGCAAUGGAGGAGUAGAAACCGUGGUGGGCGAGCGAGCUUUUUGAGCUCCCUGUGCGAGCUGGUGAAACCUGGAUGGGUCCAGGUGGGACACAUCACAGCUGGAUUCCUAAGCACGGGAGAGCGAAAAAUGAUU